CACUUAUUUUAUAAAAUGCGACCAAAUUUACUAUGGGUCGACAAAAUUUUAGACGAAAACAAUGAAGCUGGAGUUUGCAUUUAUGAUCUCGCAUUCAAACCAGAUGGCUCUGAACUUUUGUUGGCUGCAGAUAACAAAGUUUACUUGUUUGAUGUUAAUGAAGGUGGUCAAAUGCAAACUUUGAAAGGACACAAAGAUCUAGUAUACACAGUCGCAUGGUCACAUAAUGGCGAACUAUUUGCAUCAGGUGGUGCUGAUAAAUUGGUAAUUUUGUGGAAUGAGAAACACGAGGGAACUUUGAGAUACAGUCACACAGACGUAAUCCAAUGUAUGAUGUUCAAUCCAUGCAAUCAAAUUCUAUUAACUUGUGCAUUGAAUGAGUUUGGAUUAUGGUCCACUGCUGAUAAAAAUGUGAUAAAACAAAGAAGUGUAGUGAGAUGUUGUAGUUGUGCAUGGAAUACAGAUGGUACCAUAUUUGCAAUAGGUCAUGGAGAUGGUACAAUCACACUGAGAAAGGGAACUAAUGCGACCGAGGAACCGUCAAUAAUAAUUCAACGUGAUAAUGAACCAAUUUGGGGUAUUGCAUUCUCAUCAAAUCGCACAUUUGCAUCAAGAGAUUCACAAGGAAAUCCAAUGGGUAUUGAUGAAAUAAUGGCUGUAAUUGAUUGGAAUAAGACACUUUCUUUUUAUUCACUUGAUGGAACGUUUAUUGAAUCAAAGAAUUUGGAAUUUGAACCGCAUUGUAUCAGUUAUUGUUUAAAUGGAGAAUAUUUAUUGAUUGGUGGAUCGGAUAAGAUUCUAAAAAUAUACACAAGGAAAGGAGUACUUCUCGGAACAGUUGCUCAAAUGGAUCAUUGGAUUUGGUCAGUGACAGUACGUCCAAAUUCUCAAACUGUUGCCAUGGGAUGUGUUGAUGGAACUAUAGCAUGCUAUAAUUUGGUAUUCUCAACGGUUCAUUGCGUUGAUCACGCAAGAUAUGCAAAUCGAAAAUCAAUGACGGAUGUAUUUGUUCAAAAUCUGGAGUAUCGUACAAGUUCCAAUAUUUGUUGUCAUGAUCUUGUCAAGAAAAUGUCACUUUAUGACACAAAGUUGGCUGUUCAGCUUUCUGACAAAAUUCAAAUAUAUAAGCAAACUGGAGGUGUGUCUAAAAAUGAAAGGAGAAAGCAGCUCAAGUACACAUUACAAGACACUAUUCGGAAGGAUUUGUCAUUUUCAUUAAUGGUAGUUACACACGGCCAUCUGGUGGUUUGCAAUGAUGAAAAAUUAGAGUGUUAUGAUUUUAAAGGAAUCAAAAAAAGAUCAUGGAAUAUGAAGUCAAUUGUCAGGUAUUUAAGAGUUCUCGGUGGUCCUGCUCAUCGUGAAACUCUUGUACUAGGAACCACAGAUGGCGGUGUAUAUAAAGUAUUCAUUGACAAUGAUUACCCAAUUCUUUUGGAUUCCCGAAAGACGGCUAUCAAAUGUAUUGACAUAAAUGCGAAUCGAACAGUUCUUGCAUCAAUUGAAGAUACACUUGUCUGUAAAUGGUCAGAUAUUGCAACAGGAGAGACAUUACUUCAAGAACCUGGAUGUUACAGUGUUGUAUUUAAUACGGUUAAUGAAAAUUUAUUCGCUUUUACAACAAAUAACAUGCUUCACGUGAGAACAUUAGCUGCUCCAGGGCAUACGACAAGAGGUGUUGGAUAUGUAUUGGGAUUUGUUAAAAAUCGAACAUUUUGUCUUGUUCAAUAUAAUUUGAUUCCCUUGGAAGUUCCAUAUACUAUACAUCUUUAUCAAUAUAUAGAACGAGGAGAUUUCAAAGAAGCCCUCCGAAUAGCUUGCCUGGGAGUUGUGAAGAACGAUUGGAAGUACUUGGCUAACAAGGCAUUAGAUGCUUUGGAAUUUGAUGUUGCACGGAAAGCUUACAAAAGAGUUAGAGAUAGAAAGAUGCUUCGGAUGGUUUGGGAACUUAAGAAAAUGAAAUCAAACGGGGAACCGGAUGCCAUCCUUCGUGCUACAAUCUUGGCAUACACGAAGAAAUUCAGAGAAGCGGCAAAAAUAUUCAAAGAAAAUGGAUUUGAGAAUAGAGCGAUGGAACUGUUUACGGAUAUGAGAAUGUUUGAUGAUGUGCAGGAAGUAAUGACAACAGCAUCCGGAGAAACCAAAAAGAUGUUAAUGAGAAAAAGAGCAAGUUGGGCAAGAGAUGCAAAUCAGCCGAAAAUAGCCGCCGAAAUGCUUAUUUCAUCUGGAGAUUUGGAUAAAGCAGCUCUAUUGAUUAUAGAUAAUGAUUGGUUAGAAUUAGCCAUCGAAAUAUCACAUAAAAUCGAUAGGAGUGACUUGGAAACUAUGAAAAAACUUUCAGCAUAUUUCAUUAGAAAACAUGAAUUUGGUCUUGCUUCAAGGAUUUUUCAAAGCAUUAAUGAUAUGAAAUCAAUUGUGGAUAUGCAUGUUAACGCAGGGCAUUGGACUGAUGCAUUUGCAAUAGCUGACCGACAUCCUAAAUACGUGGAAGAUGUUUAUCUACCGUAUGCAAGAUUUUUGGCAGAACGUGAUCGAUUUGAAGAAGCACAAAAAGCAUUUCAUAGAGCUGGAAAAGAGCAAGAAGCAAUGCAUGUUUUGGAACAACUAACUUCAAAUUCAGUUAAUGAGAAUCGAUUUGCUGAUGCUGGUUUCUACUAUUGGCUUCUGAGUCAGCAAUAUUUGGAUCGAAGCCAAACUGAAGAGAACUUGACACUUCUGAAUAAAGCCAAAGAAGCUGCUUCUUUGGCGGAUGCUUAUUACGCAUACUAUCCAGUUUUUAUAUUUUGUAGUCAACCAUUUUCCUUUGAACGAAAUGAAAACAUACUCAACAUGGCCAGAUAUUUGACUUUUACUCCAUAUAUUGACAACAUUUCAAAAGUAUUUGUUUAUUUCACAAUUGCGAAAAUAGCAAAUGAAAUGGGUGCUUAUAAAUCAGCUAGGACUGCACUUGACCAGCUGACAAAUUUAAGAGUUUUACCGCAAUUUGAACUGGAUGGUCAAAUUGAAGUUAUGACAUUGAACAUAAGAGCCAAACCAUUUACGGAUGUGGAAAGUAUGCAACCAAUGUGUUACAGAUGUGGUCUAAACAAUCCUCUACUCGGUGGAAUGUCGUGUAUUCAUUGUGAAACUCCAUUUAUCAUAUCAUUCGUUUCAUUCGAUAUUCUUCCCCUCAUCGAAUUCAAAAUUGAAAAUGAUAUUUCAUUUGAUGAAGCAAAAGAACUAAUUGAAAGUGAACCACCUCUGUCUGACGAUGAUUAUAAUCCAUUGAGAGGUCUCAAAAAGGGAAUCAAAGAAAUUAUCCUAAAUAGAGAAUCAUUGUCAAAACUGGAACAAGGACAUGUUAUAAUUCAAACAUUUCCACCUCCAUUGGCUCCGAAAUUCUUAUUUAACGUUAUGCCAAGUAUAACAAUUGCACAAUGUAAAGGAUGCAAUAAGGUUUUCGAUUUGGACGAUUUUGAAAUGGCAUGCCUUCGAAAAGGACAUUGUCCGUUUUGUAGAACAUCAUAUGAUCGGAAUGAAGCAUUUUUCGUCGACGAAGAGGAAGACGAAGAUAAUACGAAUAUUCCAAGUUUUGGACAAUUCUCAAGAUUCUCAUAAUUUAUUCUUUUUUUUUGGAGUAAAAUUAUUUUGACUAAAAAUUUAUAUUU
Messenger RNA from Caenorhabditis elegans, 3644 nucleotides. It is a transcript of the gene daf-10, whose product is annotated as Intraflagellar transport protein 122 homolog. The coding region runs from base 16 to 3594 and encodes 1192 amino acids. The transcript has 19 exons. Lineage: Eukaryota; Metazoa; Nematoda; Chromadorea; Rhabditida; Rhabditidae. The record is from RefSeq and is marked reviewed. Gene Ontology annotation, cellular component: cilium. Gene Ontology annotation, biological process: cilium assembly.